AGAGGAAUAAGAUGAAGCAGUGAAAUUUAAUAUUUUUAUAACUACAAGAUCCCUCCUUCUUCGGCCUUUAUUCCAUCACAGGAAGCAACAGAGGCCUCGGCGUUAUCACCUGCAAACAUCAAGAGUCAAAGCACUCAUAGCUUGAGACCUUUCUUCUUUCUUCUUCGCAUCUCUCUUACAUUCUCUCUAUACCACGGUGCUUCGCGGACUUUUCUCUCAAAAUUCAAACUUUUCUUCUCAAUUUAGCUAUUACAGCUACUUGUAUUGCUUUGAUGUUGUGGGCAGUAUGCUGAUAAUUGUUGGGGGCAAUGCAAAGGUAUCAUACUGGCAGCUCCACUGGUGCAGUUAGCAGCAGUGCCCUAAGCAGACAAUCUGUUAGGGACACUGGAAGAGCUGAUUCAUCUUCCUUGCUUUCUAACUAUUCUGUAAGUUCAAGACGACAACCUCAGCUAAACCCAUACAAGUUGAAGUGUGAUAAAGAGCCUCUAAACACCAGACUUGGGUCACCAGACUUUUUUCCCCAAGCACCAAAUUGCCCCGAGGAGACUCUGACAAGAGGCUAUGUGCAAUCUGGAUAUAGGGAAACGGUUGAGGGCCUUGAGGAAGCUAGAGAAGUUUCAUUGAAUCAGGUUUCAAAUUUCAACAAGGCAGUUAUUAUAAAUUGUAAAGAGGCUGUUAAGAAACGUCUAAGGGCCAUUAAUGAAUCUCGUGUUCAGAAGCGGAAGGCUGGUCAGGUCUAUGGGGUGGCUCUUUCAGGAACCCAACUCAACAGGCCUGGCAUCUUCCCUGAACAAAGGCCAGCUGGUGAAGACUUCCGUGAAAAAUGGAUUGAGGGCUUGUCUCAGCAGCACAAGCGUCUACGCUCUUUGUCUGAUCAUGUUCCUCAUGGAUUUAGAAAGAAACUGCUUUUAGAAGUUCUUAUCAAGAAUAAUGUGCCAUUGUUAAGGGCAACUUGGUUUAUCAAAGUUACUUAUCUGAAUCAGGUUCGGUCUGGUUCUGCUAGUAUUUCUUCAGGGAUUGCUGCUCGUUCUGAGAAUUGGACCAAAGAUGUUGUUGAUUACUUGCAAUCUCUUCUGGAUGAAUUUAUCUCCAAAGAUGCUUCUGAUCCUGCCCAUUCUAGUCGUGAUUGUUCACCACAAAUGCACCAUGCAGGAUCAUUGCAGCACAGAAGUGACCGUGGCUCAUCAGUCUCUGAUAAUGGGGAGCCAUCUGUGUAUUUUAAAUGGUGGUAUGCCGUGCGGCUUUUGCAAUGGCAUCAUGCUGAAGGGCUGCUUCUUCCCUCUCUUGUUAUUGAUUGGGUUCUGAAUCAACUACAGGAAAAAGCAUCCACAGAGAUUUUGCAGCUGCUAUUGCCUAUCAUAUAUGGCUUUUUAGAAACUGUUGUUCUGUCUCAAACAUAUGUACGUAAUCUUGCUGGAAUGGCUCUUCGAAUCAUCUGUGAUCCUGCUCCAGGAGGAUCAGAUCUUGUAGAUAAUUCUCGGAGGGCAUAUACAACUUGUACUCUGAUUGAGAUGCUCCAGUUUUUGAUAUUUGCUGCACCAGAUACAUUUGUUGCUUUGGAUUGCUUUCCUUUACCAUCUUCGGUUGUUUCACAUCCAGUAAAUGAUGGAAGUUUUACGCUGAAAGCAUCUGAAGUUGAAGGGAAGAUAAAAAGUAGUUCAGAAGAUGUUACCUGUCUAUUUAAGAGUAAAGGAUUUGAUUCACGAUAUCAAUCAUUGGCAUUUGAUCACAUAAUUUCAUGCAUUCAAAAGCAUGCACAUGAUCUUGCAAAGGCUACAAGCUCAGUCUAUCCAGGUCAUUGUCUGGCUAAAGCUGUACAAUCUUUGGACAAAUCUCUUGGGGUGGGUGAUGUAUGUGGAACUUAUAAACUCCUUUUUGAUGAUCGAUGUGAUGGAACUGUGCAUGAAGGUUGGGCUGCAAAAAUUAGCCCUUGCUUGAGAUUAUCGUUGAAGUGGGUGGGCACCAUAAAUUCUUCAUUUAUGCAUUCAGUGUUUGUCCUUUGUGAGUGGGCAACAUGUGAUUUCAGGGAUUUUCGAACUGCUCCUCCAUGUAAUAUAAAACUCACAGGCAGGAAAGAUCUUUCUCAAGUGCAUAUAGCAGUUAGACUUCUAAAGAUGAAGUUGAAGGAUAUGUAUGUUUCACGAAGACAAAAGAAUAGAAGCAUUAACAGAAUUAUGAAACUGGCAAAAUCUCCAAAUCUGCGGACUCCUCGAAAGUUAAUGUGUAAUAUAUUAAAAGUAAAACUGAACUCAAAACAUAGUGACUCAAGUUCUAAUUCUUCACUUAUAUUUGAAAGCCCAGGGCCUUUGCAUGAUAUUAUAGUUUGUUGGAUUGAUCAGCAUUCAGUACAUAAAGGGGAAGGUCUCAAACGCCUAAAUCUAUUCAUAGUGGAACUCAUACGAGCAGGGAUUUUUAACCCCUUCGCAUAUGUGCGGCAGCUAAUUGUUAGUGGGAUCAUGGAUAUGAAUGUAAAUUUGGUUAACCUGGAGAGAUGUAAAAGACACUACCGAAUUUUGAAGCAGCUUCCUGGUGACUUCUUGCAUAAUGCUUUGGAAGAAUCAGGGAUUGUUGAAGGAAUGCUGCUAGAGGAAGCCUUGCAAAUUUACUUGAAUGAACGUCGGCUUAUACUCCGUGGUUCGUUUAGUGAACAAUGUGAUGCUGCUGCUGCUAUUCCAUCUUCAUUUAAGCAAAAGCACAAUCCAUCUUCCGCAAAGGAUGCAGCUUCUACAUUCAGAGAUGUUGAAGAAUUGAAAGCAGCCAUCACAGCACUAUUACAACUGCCUAGCACUUUAUCAGAUUUGGGUGAUGCAGGGUUGGAUGAAUCUCAGGGAAGUGUUCGAAGUAUUUUGUCUCCUUACAGCAAGAUUGAUCCUGUGGAAGGUACACUUGGUUGUGAAGAAUGUAGAAGGGCAAAGAGACAAAAAAUAAGUGAGGAACGAAACUCAUCUGUUCAGGGUCAUUCAAUAGUUUUAUCUGAUGAAAAAGAUGCUUGGUGGAUUAAGAAGGGGAUGAAAUCUUUGGAGUCUCUCAAAGUUGAUGAACCAGUGAAGUCAACCAAGCAACCUACCAAGAGCCGGCAUAAGAGUGUUCAUAAAACCAAUAGUCUUGCUCAGCUGGCAGCUGCCAGAAUUGAGGGUAGCCAGGGGGCAUCAACAAGCCAUGUAUGUGAUAAUAAGGUAAGUUGCCCUCACCAUAAAACUGCAAUGGAUGGGGAUAUGCCAAUGUCGGUGGAUGGAAUCCAAGCAAUUCCCUACGAGGAUAUUGUCUCAAUUGGAAGAGAUCUUAAACGGCUUCGCUUUGUUGAGAAACGGGCAAUAGCAAUUUGGCUGGUGAAUGAAGUCAGGCUGCUAGUUCAGGCAAUUGAAAAGAAUACUGGUCAAAUUGGCCAGUUUGGCCGGCCUUUUGCUGUUGCUGAUGAUAGAAGCACAAUACGAUGGAAACUUGGGGAGGAUGAACUUUCUACAAUACUUUAUCUGAUGGAUAUCUCUGAUGAUUUAGUGUCAGCAGUCAAGUUCCUUCUAUGGUUGCUGCCGAAGGUUCCCAGUAGCCCCAGCUUUACAAUUCAUAAUGGGAGGAAUGUUCCAGUGAUGCCAAGGAAUGUAGAUGGCCAAGUUUGUGAUGUGGGAGAGGCUUUUUUGUUAUCAUCACUGAGAAGGUAUGAGAACAUUCUUGCUGCUGCCGAUCUUGUUCCCAAAGCUCUGUCAGCUGCGAUGCAUCGUACCACAGCCAUUAUGGCAUCCAAUGGAAGGAUUUCAGGUUCAGCGGUGCUAGCCUUUUCUUGUUAUCUAUUGAAGAAAUAUAGCAAUGUGGCUAGUGUCAUUGACUGGGAGAAGACUUUUAAGGCUACAAGCGAUAGAAGACUUUCUUCUGAGCUUGAUUUUGGAAGGUCAAUGGAUGGAGAGUCAGGGUUUCCCCUGGGAGUUCCUAAGGGAGUUGAGGAUCUUGAUGACUUUUUCCGUCAAAAGAUAACUGGGGGCCGUUCAUCCAGAAUAGGAUUGGGCAUGAGAGACAUAGUGCAACGUAAUGUAGAGGAGGCAUUGAAUUAUCUUGUUGGAAAGGAAAGAAAGCCCGUUGAUGGGGCACCAAAAGGUCCUGCUAUGGAAAAAUGGGAUAAUGGAUAUAAAAUUGCUCAACAAAUAGUUACUGGUUUAAUUGACUGCAUACGGCAGACUGGUGGUGCUGCUCAAGAAGGGGAUCCCUCUUUGGUCUCUUCUGCUGUUUCUGUCAUUGUUGGUAGUGUAGGGCGAACUAUAGCAAGAAUACCUGAUUUUUCAGUUGGAAAUAGUCAUUCAAGCACACUGGCUACAGGUUCACUGAACUAUGCUAGAUGCAUUCUGCGAAUGCAUAUAACAUGUCUGUGCCUACUUAAGGAAGCUCUAGGAGAACGCCAAAGCCGUGUAUUUGAGGUUGCUCUUGCAACAGAAGCUUCUACUGUUCUUGCUGGAGUUUUUGCUCCUAGCAAAGCAUCCCGUGCUCAGUUUCAAAUGUCUCCAGAAGGCCAUGAUGCUGGUAUCAGUAUUUCAAAUGAUAGUGUAAACAACUCAAGUAAAGUUGUAUUCGGGAGAGCAACAAAAAUUGUGGCUGCUGUCUCUGCACUUGUUGUUGGUGCUGUUAUAUAUGGUGUUUCCAGCCUGCAAAGAAUGGUAACAGUCCUCCUGUUGAAGGAGGGUUUGGAUGUAGCACAAUUUGUAAGAAGCACAAGAUCUAAUUCAAAUGGAAAUGCACGAUCAGUUGGUGGUUACAAGGCAGAUAGUUCAAUUGAAGUUUAUGUCCAUUGGUUUAGAUUGUUUGUUGGGAACUGCAGAACCAUCAAUGAUGGAUUAGUGGUGGAACUUUUAGGUGAACCAUCUAUUAUAGCACUUUCAAGGAUGCAGCACAUGCUUCCUCUUAGAUUAGUCUUUCCACCUGCCUAUUCCAUGUUUGCUCUUGUUCUGUGGUGGCCAUUCAUUAUGAAUUCUCAUUCUGUAGCCCGUGAAGACAUGAAUCAACUUCAUCAGUCUCUAUAUGUUGCCAUAAAUGAUGUAAUAAAACAUUUACCUUUUCGAGAUGUAUGCUUGAGAGAUAGUCAAAGUCUCUAUGAUUUUAUGGCUGCAGAUGCAAGUGAUGCUGAAUUUGCAAAGUUGCUAGAGUUGAAUGGUUCGGAUAUGCAUUUCACUUCCAAGGCAUUUGUUCCUCUCCGUGCAAGGCUUUUUCUGAAUGCGAUGAUUGAUUGUAAAAUGCCACAAUCUAUGCUUCCUCAGGAUGAUGGAAGCGAGAUUUCUGGAUAUGGUGAAUCCAAGCUUCGGGACAAGAUAGUGCAUGUUUUAGAUAACCUGCAACCUGCUAAAUUUCACUGGCAAUGGGUUGAACUUAGGCUGCUUUUAAAUGAACAAGCUCUUGUUGAGAAACUGGAAGCAACUGAUAUGUCCUUAGCUGAUGCUAUACGUUUGUCCUUCCCUAAUCCAGAGAAGUCUGCUUCUGCUUCUGAGAACAAGAACAAUUUUAUUGCAAUAAUUCUCACUAGGUUACUGGUAAGGCCUGAUGCUGCAUCCCUUUUUUCAGAGUUGAUUCAUCUUUUUGGGACGUCGCUAGAGGAUUCGAUGUUGCUGCAGGCCAAAUGGUUCCUGGCUGGCCAUGGUGUUCUUUUUGGUCGGAAGACCAUUAAGCAAUGGUUAAAUAAUAUUGCGGAGAGUAAAGGCCUUUCUGUUAAGGCCCAAUAUUGGGAGCCCUGGGGUUGGUGUAAUCCUUGUACUGAACUGGGGGCCAACAGGGAGAAGUUUGAUACUGCAUCUUUUGAAGAAGGAGAAGUUGUUGAAGGGGGGAUGGAGCUGAAAAGGUGCUUGAAAAGUUUUCCUCAAGUGAUUGACCAACUGCAUGUGACUGAGAGGGCUCUUGUUGAGUUAAUUAUUCCUUGUAUAGAUCAAAGCUCUGAUGAAACUCGCAAUUCAUUUGCAAGUGAUUUGAUUAAACAAUUGAAUAGUAUUGAGCAACAAAUUUCUGCAAUUACUCGUGGGCUAAGCAAGCAAUCUGGAAAUACUCCUCCUAAAAUUGAAGGUCAGACUAAUAAAGUUAAUAGCCGCAAAGCUACAAGAGGGGGCAGCCCUGGAUUAGCUAGGAGACAAACAGCCGCAACAGAUUCUUCUCCACCUUCUCCUGCAGCUUUACAAGCUUCUUUGUCAUUACGUUUGCACUUCAUCAUGAGAUUUCUUCCUAUUCUUUGCACAGAUGGGAAGCCAUCUCUGCGGAAUAUGAGACAUGCACUUGCCUCUGUAAUUCUUCGUCUCCUUGGUAGCCGGGUUGUGUAUGAGGAUGCAGUUAUAUCUGUCAAUGCCCUGCGUGGUUCUCAGUUGAAGAGGGAGGUGGAAUCACCUUCCAAAGCUUCUGCUGGUCCUGUAGAGAUUUCUGUUGAGGGCCUCUUUGAUCGCAUGUUGUUUGUUUUGCAUGGAUUAUUGAGUAGCUGUCUUCCAAGCUGGCUUAGGUCGCCAGUUUUUUCAAAGUCGACCAGUGACACUACCUGGGAUAUUUCUGGAUUUGAUCAAGAGUUGCUGGAGACUCUGCAGAAUGACUUGGACCAUAUGCAACUGCCAGGUGCUGUAAGGUGGCGUAUCCAGGCUGCAAUGCCAGCACUUGUUCCCUCUAUGCGCUGUUCCUUGUCCUGCCAGCCGCCAUCCGUUCCAGUUUCUGCACUUUUUCCCCUCCAACACCGCACAGCAAAGCCUGUGUCUAACUCCACUAGUUCAAACACAAGAAACCCAGUUUCAUUAAGAACUGCUGCUACCACGUCUGGGAAGUCAAAACAACAGGACAAUGAUUUGGAAGUUGACCCUUGGACGCUUCUAGAAGAUGGAGCUGCGAGUAGUACGGCUACUGCAGGAAGUGGUGACCAUGUUAAUCUUCAAGCCGCAAGCUGGCUUAGAGGGGCUAUUAGGGUGAGACGGACAGACCUUACGUACAUUGGUGCUGGGGAUGAUGAGACUUGAUUCUAACAUACUCUUGCUUCCAAAUAAGUGCUGGUGUAUUAUUUGAUCCGUGCAUGAGCACUGGCAUGAAGAUGCUGGUCCAUGCAUGCCCUUCUCCAUUGUUAUUUUAUGUUGAGCCGUAGAUGAAGUGGUGGUGGUGUCGGCAUGGCUUGCCCCAUCUCCAUUGGCUCCAGCCUGGUUGACUACCAACUAACCCAUAGACCACCCUGAUCCGGACUGCGCAUUGCCCGGCAUGGUCGGAGGUUUGUAUAUAUAGGCAUGAGAUGCAUAUUUUUUCCCCUAUCUAACUUUUAUAGAGCAUAGGAGGGGUGUUUCAGCUCCAUUUGCUCCUAGGAGCCUGCUUAAGCCAUUUCUAGCUGCUUCAGGCUUAUUUUCAUCUGUGGUCCUGUUUGGAUCAUGGAAUACAAAUGUGAAUGAAAAUAAAGGUUUUGACUUCAAAAGGAAGAAUUGUUUUAUGUAUAACCAAAACUAUGCAUGGAUAAAAAAAGUAAAGACGAACGUGUUUUUGUUUACAUCAAAAUGUGGGAAUGUAAUAUUAACAUGCUUCAUUUUUUCACAAAAACAAA
Neltuma alba is the source of this 7525-nucleotide messenger RNA. RefSeq names its product mediator of RNA polymerase II transcription subunit 12. NCBI's taxonomy places the organism in Eukaryota, Viridiplantae, Streptophyta, Magnoliopsida, Fabales, Fabaceae. Gene Ontology annotation, molecular function: transcription coregulator activity. The coding region runs from base 309 to 6959 and encodes 2216 amino acids. Gene Ontology annotation, biological process: regulation of transcription by RNA polymerase II. Gene Ontology annotation, cellular component: mediator complex. The record is from RefSeq and is a predicted model, not a curated record. The transcript has 13 exons.